AUGGAAGGGAGCUUCUCCACUGAGCUACAGACGGCCCGAAGUCUGGCUCUUGUCUGCAAAUACGACCAGGCCCAGGUCCAGUAUGCGUUCGUCAUCAACGAGCUGACUCGAAUGCUCCGCACCUUCACCGGCCCGGAGGCCUUUCUCCACCGGGAAAAGCUUGAGCUGGCUCGAGCGGAACUGCACAAAGAGCUGACCCUGGUCAAGCAACUGGAAGCCCGUCGUGCCGAGCUCAGGUCUCGUGCUGGCCCGGUGGUGCGGCGCCUUCUGCCCGCUCGUGAGCCGGCGGCCGCCCCGGAAAAACGCCCACGCUUUGAUCCCGCGCCCGCACCGGCCUCCCCGCGCCGGGUAGUGGCCCCCGCCCGGCACUCGCCCCUCCGCAGCGCGGCUCCCGCCUCCACAAUCGGCCAAACAACACCAGUAUCGCGGCCCAGCCGGCCGGCCGGGUACAUCCCCCCGUCAGUGGUGUCGCCUUCGCGGAAUAUGGCCACCGGGGCCGGCCCUGCCGGCACUUCGGCCGUCUCCGGCCCGGAGAAUCUGUACAACCGCGCGCGCGACAUGGCCGCCCGACGCCAGGCGGCUGCCGCCGGCGGGACCGGCUCUCAGGCAGCCGCCCGGACGACGGCCCCCACACCGGCACGGCCAACACGUGCGGCUCUGGCCGCCCGGUUUGCGCCUCCGGCCGAUGUCGGCCUCAUGCCCACGGCCCUCGGACACCGGGUGAGUCUGCCCGGCGGUGGGGUGCCUGCCUCGGGCGCUGGUGCUGGCGCCGGCGCCGGCGCCGGGCCACGUACUCCCGGCCCCGGUGCUGGGCGGAUACAACACCACCAGCCCGCCGCCAACAAUCCACCCACCCCACGCGGCCCGGGGACCAUGGAAUCGGACCUGCUGCCGGGCGAGCAGGCGCCCCUCAUCCGGCGCUUCGUGCCCUCCUCCACCGCUGACCAGGAGUUGGUUGACAUGCUGGAGCGGGAGAUCCUGGUCCGGGACACGCGCGUCCGGUGGGAUGAUGUGGCUGGCUUGGACUCGGCCAAGCUGCUUUUGCGCGAGGCGGCAGUCUUGCCGCUGCUCAUGCCGCAGCUCUUCCGCGGCAUCCGCCGGCCCUGGCAGGGGGUCCUGCUGGCCGGUCCACCUGGCACCGGGAAGACCCUCCUGGCCAAGGCCGUGGCCGCCGAGUCGGGGACCACCUUCUUCAAUAUCACGGCCGCCACGCUGGCCAGCAAGUAUCGGGGCGAGUCGGAAAAAUUGGUCCGACUUCUCUUUGAGAUGGCGCGCUUUUACGCCCCGAGUGUGGUCUUCAUUGAUGAGAUUGAUUCGCUGUGCUCGACACGCGGCAGUGCCGGCGAGCAUGAGGCCUCGCGUCGAGUCAAGUCUGAGCUACUCAUGCAGAUGGAUGGGGCCGGUGGAUUUGGGUGA
This is a messenger RNA of Fonticula alba, 1416 nucleotides long. RefSeq lists its product as hypothetical. The coding region runs from base 1 to 1416 and encodes 471 amino acids. NCBI's taxonomy places the organism in Eukaryota, Rotosphaerida, Fonticulaceae. The transcript has 5 exons. Gene Ontology annotation, molecular function: ATP binding; ATP hydrolysis activity. The record is from RefSeq and is a predicted model, not a curated record. Gene Ontology annotation, biological process: microtubule severing. Gene Ontology annotation, cellular component: microtubule cytoskeleton.